Messenger RNA from Microplitis mediator, 2265 nucleotides. RefSeq lists its product as uncharacterized. The coding region runs from base 1 to 2265 and encodes 754 amino acids. NCBI's taxonomy places the organism in Eukaryota, Metazoa, Arthropoda, Insecta, Hymenoptera, Braconidae. The record is from RefSeq and is a predicted model, not a curated record. The transcript is spliced from 3 exons.
AUGACAUUUCCGACUGAAGAAAAUAAAAUUUUAAAGUUUAAAAAUUACCACUUCAAAGAUACUGUACUGUUUGUUGUCUAUGCAGACCUAGAAUGUACACUUGAGCCCCAAGACAAUGAUAAUUUUGACAAACAUAUACCACAUAGUAUAGCAUUUUAUCGCUUUUGCAGUUAUAAUAACAAUUUAUCUAAAUUUGAACUCAAUCGAUCACAAACCUGCAUUGAGUGGUUUGUAAAAAAAUUAGAAUGUUUAGCAUUAGAAGUCGAAUCAUACUUGAAAAAUCCCGUUGCUAUGAAACCUCUGUCGAGACAACAAAAAGAGAGUCAUGAGCAAGCAACUGUUUGUCAUAUUUGUGAAAGAUCUAUAACUUCUGCUACAGAUAAAUGCUACGAUCACUGUCAAUUUACUGGUAAUUAUCGCGGCCCAGCUCACUUAUCUUGUAAUAUAAAUUAUAGAACAUCUCACACUAUACCAGUAGUAUUUCAUAAUUUAUCUGGUUACGAUUCCCAUUUUAUAAUAAAAUCUUUAUCAACCGUUUUCGAGGGUAAAAUUACAUUAUUACCAAUUAACAAAGAACGUUAUAUAUCUUUCACGAAAUAUGUUGAAAAUACAUCAGUUUGCUUAAGUUUUAUAGAUUCAUUCAGGUUUAUGGCAUCUAGUCUCGACAAAUUAGCAUCUAAUUUAAGUGAUUGUGAUAAACAGAUUACUCAACAACAUUACAGUGAUCGGGAAAAAUUUAAAUUAGUUACUCGAAAGGGUGUAUUCCCAUAUGAGUACGUAACUGGUAUUGACAAACUUAACGACAAACAGUUGCCCGAUCAGGACUCAUUUUAUUCCAAGUUAUCGGACGAUAGUGUAUCUGAUAAUGAUUACGCCCUUGCUCAACUAGUUUGGAAUAAAUUUGAUAUCAAGACAUUAGGCGAAUAUUCUGAUUUAUAUUUAAAGACCGAUGUCCUUCUUUUAGCGGACAUAUUCCAAAAUUUUAGACAUAAUUGUAUGGCUACCUAUAGCUUAGAUCCUUUACAUUACUAUACGGCACCGGGACUCGCUUUCGAUGCGAUGUUAAAAUAUACAAAUGUUGAACUCGAGUUAUUUACUGAUCCUGAAAUGAUGCUUUUUAGUGAAAAAGGUAUAAGGGGUGGUGUAUCUCAGUUUACAAAUAGGUAUGCAGCGGCAAAUAAUCGUUACAUGGGAUCCAGCUUUGAUCCUAAUAAAGCUGAAUCCUAUUUAAUGUAUUACGAUGUAAAUAAUUUGUAUGGUGCUGCUUUGAGUAUGCCGCUACCAAAAGGUUCAUUCGAAUGGGUUUAUCCGCCUGAAGAUCUUACUUUUGACGUCGAUAACGUAGAUCAAUUUUUGAACGACAUCAAUAGUGUUGGCUAUGUAUUAGAAGUUGAUCUACAUUAUCCUCAGGAAUUGCAUGAUUUACAUAAAGAUUUACCACUGUGUCCUAAACACUUUUCACCACCGGGUAGCAAAGUUUUAAAAUUUGAGCAGUCACCAUGGCUCAAGUCAUAUAUAGAUAAAAAUACAGAUUGCAGAAAAGCUACUAAGAAUGAGUUUGAAAAGGACUUUUAUAAAUUUAUGAAUAAUGCCGUUUUUGGUAAGACUAUGGAAAAUGUCAGAAAAUACAAAGAAAUUCAUAUAGUAACAAGAUGGACGGGUAGAUACGGUGCUGCUGACUAUAUUUGUAAGCCUAACUUCCAUAGUCUUACUAUUUUUGAUGAGAAUAUUAUAAUUGUUGAACUGAAGGCGGCAAAAGUACGCUUUGACAAACCAAUUUAUGUUGGUUUUUGUAUAUUAGAUCUAUCAAAAACUUAUAUAUAUGACUUUCAUUAUAAUUAUGUUAAACAUAAUUUUGCAAAUGAAGAAUCAAAAUUAAUGUACACUGAUACUGACAGUCUUAUAUACCAUUUUAUUGUACCAGACAUCUAUGAGAUCAUCAAACGUGAUAUCGACAAGUUUGACACCUCUGAUUAUCCACCUGAUAAUGUUUACAAUAUACCACUACUUAAUAAAAAAGUUUUAGGUCUAAUGAAGGACGAGAAUAAUGCCAAAAUUAUGACAGAAUUCACUGGACUUAGAGCAAAGUUGUAUGCUUUUAAAAUUCAUAAUGAAGAUCAGGUAAAAAAGCGAGCCAAAGGUGUCAAACGUCCGACUUUGCGAACUAUCACUUUUGAGGAUUUCAAACGAUGUUUAAAUGAUCAUAUCAGAUUUAUUUAUCCAGCUAUUGUGAGAGCUAUCAAAGCCAAGCCACUUUACAUAUAA